GGCUCUCAGGUGACCGCGGUGUGCGCUGCCCGCGACUCCGCUGGUUGCCGCGGCUCGCCCGCGCUCGGAGCUCCAGCCAUGCUGUUCUGGCACACGCAGCCCGAGCACUAUAACCAGCACAACUCGGGCAGCUACCUGCGGGAUGUGCUCGCGCUGCCCAUCUUCAAGCAGGAGGAGCCCCAGCUGUCCCCUGAGAACGGGGCCCGCCUGCCGCCCCUGCAGUAUGUUUUGUGCGCCGCCACGUCACCGGCUGUGAAGCUGCACGAGGAGACCCUGACCUACCUCAACCAAGGUCAAUCGUAUGAAAUCCGACUGCUGGAAAACCGCAAGUUGGGAGACUUUCAAGAUCUCAACACAAAAUAUGUCAAGAGCAUCAUUCGAGUGGUUUUCCAUGACCGCCGGCUGCAGUACACGGAGCACCAACAGCUGGAGGGCUGGCGGUGGAGCCGGCCGGGCGACCGCAUCCUGGACAUUGAUAUUCCACUGUCUGUUGGUAUCUUGGACCCCAGGGCCAGCCCAACCCAGCUGAAUGCAGUUGAGUUCUUAUGGGACCCUGCAAAGAGGGCGUCGGCGUUCAUUCAGGUGCACUGUAUCAGCACAGAGUUCACCCCCAGGAAGCACGGGGGCGAGAAGGGAGUGCCGUUCCGGGUGCAGAUCGACACAUUUAAGCAGAACGAGAACGGGGAGUACACGGAGCACCUGCACUCAGCCAGCUGCCAGAUCAAGGUGUUCAAGCCAAAGGGAGCUGACCGGAAGCAGAAGACAGACCGGGAGAAGAUGGAGAAAAGAACCGCUCAAGAGAAGGAGAAGUACCAGCCGUCCUACGAAACCACCAUCCUCACAGAGUGCUCUCCAUGGCCGGAUGUGGCUUACCAGGUGAACAGUGCCCCAUCCCCAAGCUACAAUGGCUCUCCCAAUAGCUUCGGCCUUGGAGAAGGCAACAGCUCGCCGACACACCAGGUGGAGGCCCUGCCCGUUGGCAGUGAUCACCUGCUGCCCUCAGCCUCCAUCCAGGACGCCCAGCAGUGGCUCCACCGCAACAGAUUCUCACAGUUCUGCCGCCUUUUUGCCAGCUUCUCAGGUUCUGACUUGCUGAAGAUGUCCAGAGACGAUCUGGUGCAGAUCUGCGGCCCUGCUGAUGGAAUCCGGCUCUUCAACGCCAUCAAAGGCAGGAACGUGAGGCCAAAGAUGACCAUUUAUGUCUGUCAGGAGCUGGAGCAGAACCGAGCAUCCCUGCAGCAGAAGCGGGAUGGCAGCAGUGACAGCAGCCUCUGUGUGUACCAUGCCAUCUUCUUGGAAGAGCUGACCACCUUGGAGCUGGUGGAGAAGAUCGCCAACCUGUAUAGCAUCCCGCCCCAGCACAUCCACCGAGUCUACCGGCAGGGCCCCACGGGCAUCCACGUGCUGGUGAGCAACGAGAUGGUGCAGAAUUUCCAAGAUGAAUCUUGUUUCAUUCUCAGCACACUAAAAGCUGAGAGCAACGAUGGCUACCACAUCGUCCUGAAGUGCGGACUCUGAGCAGCGGCAGGAGCGCCCUGCCUCCCGGCCCCAGGAAGCCCUUGGAUGUGGAAAUUGCACCACUGCCAGCUGCGGUCUCACCCGGCAAGCUGAAGCCAGGAGGGACCCUGCCCACUCCAUGACGGCUACAGACACCAACCAGCAGAAACCUGUGGACUCAAAGUCUGGCAUGCAGAGACCGGGUGGCUCUCCAAGCUCCAUGCCCCUAGGUAGAGGUUCACUGGGAAUCUUGGUACCACGUGUGUUGUCCCUGCUGGUCACUCUCCUGCCUCCAGAGAAAGCUUUGCCCCCCUUGCGCCAUCUCGUCCCUGCGUAGCUGGCUCCAAGCCUAGUGCUGCUGGCUCAUCGGGGUCGUUUCUCCUGUUCUCCUGUCUCUGUAUUUCUAUCUCAGUGACCCUGGUGAGCACCUUUGUCCCGUUCUUAGAUGAAUUGGUGGGAGUGAUGCCGUCCUGUACCUUCUUCUGUUACCUUCACCAUAUUUUUUAAAGAAAAUAACACUAUUUAAUACACUGUAUUUGCAAAAUAGUUACUCAGAAGAGAUACUGAUAAAAAA
Messenger RNA from Octodon degus (degu), 2071 nucleotides. RefSeq names its product transcription factor CP2 like 1 (gene Tfcp2l1). Gene Ontology annotation, biological process: regulation of transcription by RNA polymerase II. The coding region runs from base 79 to 1518 and encodes 479 amino acids. Gene Ontology annotation, molecular function: RNA polymerase II cis-regulatory region sequence-specific DNA binding; DNA-binding transcription activator activity, RNA polymerase II-specific. Gene Ontology annotation, cellular component: nucleus. NCBI's taxonomy places the organism in Eukaryota, Metazoa, Chordata, Mammalia, Rodentia, Octodontidae. The record is from RefSeq and is a predicted model, not a curated record. The transcript is spliced from 15 exons.